This is a messenger RNA of Jaculus jaculus (lesser Egyptian jerboa), 934 nucleotides long. It is a transcript of the gene Haus2, whose product is annotated as HAUS augmin like complex subunit 2. Gene Ontology annotation, cellular component: HAUS complex; centrosome; mitotic spindle microtubule. Bases 20 to 688 code for a protein of 222 amino acids. Lineage: Eukaryota; Metazoa; Chordata; Mammalia; Rodentia; Dipodidae. The transcript is spliced from 6 exons. Gene Ontology annotation, biological process: spindle assembly; centrosome cycle; microtubule nucleation. The record is from RefSeq and is a predicted model, not a curated record.
GUGGAGCUGCUGGCGAGCCAUGGCCGCCGCCAACCCGUGGGACCCGGCGUCCGCGCCCAACGCCGCCGGGCAGCUGCUGGACCGCUUGGUGGCUUCGGGGAUAGUCACUGAGGAGAUGUUAAAUAUAUCUAAGAAAAGAGCUCCUUGUUUUGUGAACUUCUCUAGACAACAGCAGAUCUCAGAUAUUCAAGCUGAAAUCUACCAGAAAAGCCUAGAAAUUGAGCUUUUGGAACUAGAAAAAGAUACAGCAGAUCUCGUUCAGCCUUCCUAUUUGGCUGAGAAGUGUCACAUUCUGCAGAGCAUGAAUAGUCACCUGGAAGCAGUGCUGAAAGAGAAGAGGUCCCUUAGGCAACGACUGUUGAAGCCCAUGUGCCAGGAAAACUUACCUUUGGAAGCCAUUUACCACAGAUCUAUGGUACAUUUGGUGGAAUUGGCUGUGACUUUCAUUGAGAGACUGGAAACCCAUCUAGAAACAAUUAGAAAUGUCCCUCAUUUAGAUGCAAGCCUAAAGAAAAUGAACAAGGCUUUAGCUAAUAUGGAUGUUUUGGUGGCUAAGACGGAAGAACUGGCAGAGAAUAUACUCACAUGGCGAGAACAGCAAAAGGAGAUUUCCUUAUAUAUCCCCAAAAUACUAGCUGAAGAAAAUUACCUUCAUAAAUAUAAUACCUCUCUUAGCAGUUGUUCUUGAAGUUCAUAUCCAAACUUAAUGCCAGGUGGUCAUCAACUUAUUUUGCUUAAUUACAUGUUGUCAGGUAUAGUCCAUUCUUGGUUGGUCAUGCGUAUUCGUAGGCUUUGCUUCUAGCACAUGGAAAGAACCCUCUUCAUAUUGGAGUAUUAAUACUUAGGUUCAUUAGGACCAAAGUGUCUCCCUUUGUUCAGCAUGUUUUCAUUCUGUUCUUCUGUAAAGCUAAUAAAGAUUAAGAUAAUUUAAUAA